UGUAAAGAUCAGAGGUGAAAGGUUUCAAGGAGGAGGCUGUCAGGUGUGCUAACGUGCUAAUUCCUAUUAGAGGCUAUUUAAAGUCUCUUAAAGCUUCAAAAUGUCUGACGAUCAAGGAGAUGAAGUGCCUGCCUUGCCUUGUAUCUUAGUCACAAGUUGCGAUUCCAACUUUAAGGAAGAAGAGCUCAUCAGACAGAUCUUGGGCUUAGAAUCACUCCCACAAGCUGAUAAAAUAAAGGAAGGAGUUGCUUGGUAUCCAUGGACAAUCAACAACAAAUACUACACAGCAGACGUCAGUCUAUGUGCCCUUCCAAGUACAUUCAACAUGAAUGUGGAGGUUGCUCAGUCUACGCAAGCUUUCAUUGUUUACUUUGACAGCAAAACUAAAGAUGGCCUUAGUAAAGCCAGUCCCUGGUUAUCCAUAGUAGAGGAACUGUCUCCAGAAGUGCUCAUCCUAGUGUGUGACCAUGUCUGUGACAGUGGUAUAAGCAGACAAGAGGCCCAGCAGUGGUGUCUGUCUCAUGCAUUUGAAUUAGUGGAGCUCAACCCACAAGAUCUACUUGAUGAGGAUGAUGACUUUCCAGAGUCCACCGGGGUAAAAAGAAUAGUGCAAGCUCUUAAUGCCAAUGUGUGGUCCAGUGUCGAGAUGAAAGAUGAACACAGUCAGGGAUUUGGCCUAAUGAGCAGCCUGGUGGCUUCUCGUCACAACAACCCACGACCCAGUCAAGAGACACAGUCCUCUCCAUCCAACAGCACAGAUGAAAGCAGUGAGAUCCAGAGAGCAGAAAACAACCAGGGUAAUGCAGAAAAUACAGCAGUGGAUCCAAUGAUUGACAUAGACAUCCAAGAACUGGCCAAUCUUACAGCUGGAGAUGCAGAUGUGGAGAAUUUUGAACGGCUCUUUACAAAAUUAAAAGAGAUGAAAGAUAAAGCAUCUUCCUUACCACAUGAGCAGAGGAAAGUACAUGCAGAGAAGGUUGCUAAAGCAUUCUGGAUGGCCAUUGGUGGAGACCAAGAUGAGAUUGAUGGCUUGUCAUCAGGAGAGGAAAGUUAAGGUCACAGUAUGAAACAGCUUCCACUGUUAUUACUCAGCCCACCCCCCCCCCAGUCAUUCCAAUACUGACCUGCCCAAUCCCACCCAAGAAACCAAGAUUUGGAACAUGCAAGAUGCCUGAAAACAAACCGCAGUUACUAUAAUUUCAUCAUCCAACACAACAAUUAGGCUCUGCAGGGUGACUAUGGGCGUUUGACUUUUAAAACAGUAUAAUCUCAGAGGAAUAGGAGGGGUCGCAUUGGGCAAGACUAUAGUCACGGCUACUCUCCCAUGGUGUUUGUGCAGAUCUGCAUCCUCAUACGUGGAUGAAGUUUGUUGUUCUGUCAUAAGUAUGAUGUUGCAACAGGUGGUAAACAGAAUGGGAGAUUAGUUAAAUGUGGACUGUUUAUUAUAAAAAAACAGGAUGUAAGUCACAAUUAUGGACUGUGCUUGAACAUGCCAUUAGAUAUUUGACAAUAAAAAAACUUGAAACAGA
Paramisgurnus dabryanus is the source of this 1529-nucleotide messenger RNA. RefSeq names its product alpha and gamma adaptin binding protein (gene aagab). The record is from RefSeq and is a predicted model, not a curated record. NCBI's taxonomy places the organism in Eukaryota, Metazoa, Chordata, Actinopteri, Cypriniformes, Cobitidae.